Pocillopora meandrina is the source of this 965-nucleotide messenger RNA. NCBI's taxonomy places the organism in Eukaryota, Metazoa, Cnidaria, Anthozoa, Scleractinia, Pocilloporidae. The record is from the annotation of a GenBank genome assembly.
UUAUGUUCGCUUUCCACAGAUGACGAAUUUCGUAAUAUCGUGUUCAAACAACCAGUCCCGAAUAAGAUAUUGAAGAAUCAUUUGAUCAAGACUGAGGAUGUGCCUAAUGAGGGGAGCUGUCGUGUGUUGUGUUAUAUGGACCCCGACUGCGUGUCCAUCAACCUUGGACCAUUUAUGCGAGGAAAACACAUAUGUCAGUUAAACAAUGCUACUGACAAAAGUCUCGCCAGUGAACGUGGUUUUACUCACCUUGCCAUUGAGGUAACGAGCACAUUUUAUUCAUCUCUUUGAGCUGUUUUGUGGUACCUGAGUGCAGAUAGAUUCUCUAGCCUCGAAGGAUGCAUUUAUGGACUUGUUCUUCCAUAUAAUCUUGAUGAUCAUAGCGUACUUCAAUAACAGGUGGCUCAAAUCACAUCCAUUAGAUUCUUGCACGAACCUCAAGAGCGGUGGAUGAAAUAUAAAAAUAAGAAAACCUAAGAAUUAAUCGUCCUUCACCGAAGCUUACAGUGAUUCCUUUAAAGUAUUUUUGAAGCCAAAACAAUCGAUGGGAAAAAUUUAUACGCAUAUAUGGUGACAACAUCUAAGAUAAGAUUACUUGGUGAUUUCAAUCAAGAGUUUAAGAAAUUUGGAAUGCGAGGGUUUUGUAUCACAGCACGCUGUUAUUUGCGCACGAAACUUGCAUCUCCUUAUCAAUCAGGCAUAAAAUUUGCUUGUGAUGAAUUUUAAAAAAUUCUUAAUGGCGCCUUAACACAUUUUCCUUUUUUAAGAGUUUGGAGAUGUUAUCAUAACAACUUUGGUUAUAAGUUUAAUGAAACGUGCUUCAUUUUAUAUUUGUUAUUGAAUAGAACCAUUGUGAUAGCGGCCCGUGUUUAAAUGGAGGCAUCUGCCAAGCUGGUUUCACAAGUAAAGGUUUUCGGUGUAUCUGUCCAGAAGAAUUCAGCGGAGGAGAAGUUUGCCAAGGUAUU